This is a messenger RNA of Suillus subaureus, 213 nucleotides long. RefSeq lists its product as uncharacterized. The coding region runs from base 1 to 213 and encodes 70 amino acids. The transcript has 2 exons. Lineage: Eukaryota; Fungi; Basidiomycota; Agaricomycetes; Boletales; Suillaceae. The record is from RefSeq and is a predicted model, not a curated record.
AUGAAAUACCUCACGUUGGGAACACUCUUCACGAUCUUUGGUGGAAAGGAUUUCGCACCUCCAGGCAAACCUCUUGCAGAGCGUGUAAAGGUGGCCAUGCUGGGCCCAGAUGCGCUUAUUCUUUCUGCAGACACAGACAGGCCGUGUGGUGUUUGCUUCUGGAAUCUACGGAUGAACAGUAUCAGGAACUUUAUGGCGCAGGCGGAGAAGUAG